AUGACUAGAUUUCCUGUUUUAUUUGUAAAUCAUGGUGCUCCAAACCAAAUUCUAGAUAAACAAGACAAAACUACACAGUUUCUCUCCAACUAUAGAAAUUGGGCUAAACACCCACAGCCAGAGGCAAUCUUGAUCGUCUCUGCUCACUGGGAGGAAAAGGAAUUUCACAUCACCAAUUCAACAACCAAUCUUAGUACUAUACACGAUUUCUAUGGAUUUGAGGAUGAGCUGUACCGUCUUCGUUACAAUCCAGCUACUUCACCAAGUUUGAUCAAUCGUAUAACAGAGUUGUUUGGUAAAAGCGGCAGCAAUCAACAGCAACAUCAAUUCAAACUUGGAAUGUCACCAACACGUGGAUUGGAUCACGGUAGUUGGACUCCACUCAAAAUGAUGUAUCCAGAUGCCGAUAUUCCAGUUGUCCAACUCUCAUUGCGAUCCAACCUCUCUGGCAUCCAACACUAUCAAAUGGGUCAGUUGUUGCAACCGUUGCGUGACGAAGGCAUUCUCAUUGUGUGUAGUGGUAGCACUCUCCAUAAUCUUAGCCUUUUCUUCAGAACUAGAGCAGACGAGUCGUCACCGAUCAAGGAGUUCGAAGACUGGAUUCAAAGCAUAUUGACAGACACUCAAUUGACUCGCGAACAACGUACCACACAACUUCUUCAAUACGAAAAAGCACCGAAAUUCCGAUUGGCUCAUCCAAGAGAGGAGCAUUUCAUCCCACUGAUUGUUGCAGCCGGUGCAGGUAUUGAAAAUUCAGAAAGCUCCACUGGUGUUGCAACUCUUAUUCAUAGCAAUUGGAAACACCCAUCUUUUUGUCUAUCUUGUUUCCAAUGGGAUUAA
Messenger RNA from Heterostelium album PN500, 840 nucleotides. Its product is annotated as DODA-type extradiol aromatic ring-opening family dioxygenase. Gene Ontology annotation, molecular function: zinc ion binding; ferrous iron binding; oxidoreductase activity, acting on single donors with incorporation of molecular oxygen. Lineage: Eukaryota; Evosea; Eumycetozoa; Acytosteliales; Acytosteliaceae. The record is from RefSeq and is a predicted model, not a curated record. The coding region runs from base 1 to 840 and encodes 279 amino acids. The transcript has a single exon.